AUGCAGCAGGUUUCCUGGGAAAAGCUACAAGCUAAAGGCAACCCAUUACUCUCCCCAGCUUACAAAAGUAACGGCCACGUUUUUACAUCCGGAAACGUCGGUAGUCGACCAGACGGAACGUUUCCGUCGGAUGUCGCUGAACAGACGAAAUUGGCAAUUCAAAAACUGGAGAAAGUCCUUCAGGCAUCCGAUUCCUCUCUUUCUCAAGUUCUGAAGGUCCUUUUGUUCAUUGCCAAUCCAAAGGACGCUGCCACUGUCAACUCUGUAUACAAAGACUACUUUCCUCACAUGCCUUCCAGAUCUUGUGUUGUUGUGGGGUUCCCAAACAAGCAAGUGAAAGUUGAACUCGAGUGUGUAGCCAGCUACAACCAGAGAGAUUCAAAGUUAUAA
Ogataea angusta is the source of this 390-nucleotide messenger RNA. RefSeq lists its product as uncharacterized. Gene Ontology annotation, cellular component: mitochondrion; cytosol. The coding region runs from base 1 to 390 and encodes 129 amino acids. The transcript has a single exon. NCBI's taxonomy places the organism in Eukaryota, Fungi, Ascomycota, Pichiomycetes, Pichiales, Pichiaceae. Gene Ontology annotation, molecular function: deaminase activity. The record is from RefSeq and is a predicted model, not a curated record.